Messenger RNA from Austrofundulus limnaeus, 2101 nucleotides. It is a transcript of the gene klf2b, whose product is annotated as Kruppel-like factor 2b. The coding region runs from base 279 to 1418 and encodes 379 amino acids. Lineage: Eukaryota; Metazoa; Chordata; Actinopteri; Cyprinodontiformes; Rivulidae. Gene Ontology annotation, biological process: regulation of transcription by RNA polymerase II. The transcript is spliced from 3 exons. Gene Ontology annotation, molecular function: RNA polymerase II cis-regulatory region sequence-specific DNA binding; DNA-binding transcription factor activity, RNA polymerase II-specific. The record is from RefSeq and is a predicted model, not a curated record.
CUGCCUGCAGCGUCUUGCUUUAUAAAGAGCUAAAUUUACCGAACUUUACGUUGUUUCCUGAGCGCUCACAAUUGGCCAGGCCGACUCGGCUCAGAGAGUUAAAAGGUCGGGAGGACCUCCUACCACUUUUUAAACUGGUUCAUGCGCUUGGAGAGAGCAGCAGCUGUGGAGAGAGGGGCGAGCGUGAAGCAAAGCGCGCACGGACUCUCUCGGUUCAACGAGACUUUUUUCAUUAUUAUUUGACGAGACGUUUGAGUUGUAAUCAAUCUCACCGAUCGAUGGCCUUAUCAGAAGUGAUGCUGCCCUCAUUUUCCACAUUCUCUAACCAAAGAGAAAAAACCUGGGAAAACAGGUGGAAAGGAGAAAUGGACAAACUAACAAGUUGCUCCAUGCUUGAGAUGGUACAAAACCUGGACAGCAGAAAGGACGACGAGGAUCUGAGUAAUUAUUUGGAUCUGGAUUUUAUUCUCUCCAACACGACUGGGUCGGACGCGGCGGUGGAGUACGCAGACCACAGCAUGUUCACCACAGAGAACUCCGUGCCCUCGUACCCCACAGACGACCACCGCUCCCCGCCUCCCCCGUACGGCGCCAGCCUCAUGACCGAGCUCCUGCGCGCCGAAGGAACCGGCAGCUUCGGUGUUACGCGCGGUCCGGGCAUCCAGGGACGGUUCUACGUCAACACGGCGCCUUUCCCCCGCACGGACAACAUCAAAAUGGAGCCGAGCAUGGACAGUUACGGCCCCGUUUUGGGGAUGGUGCCCCAGACCUGCAGCAAAAUCAAGCAAGAGGGCAACGUGUCGUGCAUGAUGUCCUUUGAGCAGCCGCGGGUGGCCAUCUCUCCGCGCGCAGCCAGCAACAUGACCCCGCCGCUGAGCCCCGACGACCAGGGAGCCACGGACUGCCAGGCACAGCUGUGUCAGCCCAUGAACUUCCAGCACAAGUACCACACGCCGGCGGCCUUCCAGCACCACCCCCAGGCUCCCCAGAUGCAGAUGCCCUACCACGCCCCGCAUCCCGGCUUCGGCAUGUACGACGAAGGGCUCAGCCUGCAGCCGGGCGCGCAGAGGGUGAUGCUCACCCCACCCUCCUCCCCCCUGGAGCUGCUGGAAUCCAAGCCGAAGAGAGGCCGGCGCACCUGGCCGCGCAAGCGCACGGCGACCCACACCUGCACGUUCGCUGGCUGCGGGAAAACUUACACCAAGAGCUCCCACCUGAAGGCGCACCUCCGAACUCACACCGGUGAGAAGCCUUAUCACUGCAGCUGGGAGGGCUGUGGAUGGAAAUUCGCCCGCUCCGACGAGCUGACCCGUCACUUCCGGAAACACACCGGACACAGGCCGUUCCAGUGCCACCUGUGCGAGCGCGCCUUCUCCAGGUCUGACCAUUUGGCACUUCACAUGAAGAGACACAUGUGAAAGAGCUCACCAACAGACUCUGGGUUCACAGGGGAUUGUAUUAUUUUGUAUUGUGACUCAACUGUAUUUUUUUAUUUAAAAUGCUCUCCAUGUGGCCAAAUCUUUUUUAUAUAUAUAUGCUGAAUUGAAAAAAAAAAAGUUUUAGUGUUAUUAUUUUCUAAUAACGUAGCUGGUACUACUUUGGUUGUAUAAAGAGCUUUAGAAAAGCUUUGUUUGCUUAAGAGCAGGCAGACCAAGAAGGGGCUGGCCCUGUAUAUACUACUCUCCUCUGACAGAACUGGAAUGCUGUGUUUGACACAAAAGUGCCUUUCUAUGACUGUGCUACUGUAAAACUUCUUUGGGACAGAUCGACACGGCCAAAGGGAAGCAAAUGUAGUUAAAUGUUCUUGUUGACAGGGGUAAAAUGCACAUAUACAGUUGCCUAACAAGUGCAGAGACAAUGUUUUAUUUAAACUGCCUCAGUGUCUGAACUGCCUUCUCAUUUUGGAAACUUUUUUUUUCCUUUUUCCUUUGUGGAACUGUUAAAAAUUCUUGGUGUAAAACUUUUGGAUCCAGCCCCACUGUACACUAUCAGGGCUUGACGUCCUGUGCAUUAUUUUUUACUUAAAUUUAUAUGAGUACAAGGAUUUUAUACUGUAAAAUGUGUAUUUAUUGUAAAUAUUAAAAAAAAGAACCAAUUUGAA